This is a messenger RNA of Trypanosoma grayi, 1737 nucleotides long. RefSeq names its product putative GTP-binding protein. The transcript has a single exon. NCBI's taxonomy places the organism in Eukaryota, Euglenozoa, Kinetoplastea, Trypanosomatida, Trypanosomatidae. The record is from RefSeq and is a predicted model, not a curated record. Gene Ontology annotation, biological process: translational elongation. Gene Ontology annotation, molecular function: GTPase activity; translation elongation factor activity; GTP binding. Bases 1 to 1737 code for a protein of 578 amino acids.
AUGCUUCCAAUACCCGACAAUCCAGAUGAGAUGGAACAGCAACUUCUGCCAUCGACAGAAGAUUCGAGGGAGCAGGCCCUUGAGAGGCGUGCCGCAGCAUCAUUCGAUCACGAUCGGCGACUGGCGAAGGUAGUGUUGUCCAUGCCAGAAGGCUGCGGUUGCCUUGCAGAGGAGGACGAUGACGGUGAUGUGGAGUACAAGUGGCGUCUCACGGGCAUCACGCCCAGUCGUUUCGAACACCUCGUGACACAAAUGCGGUUUCGCGUGGGAGAGGGUAACGGUCAGUGUCUCUACGAGCUCGGUGUCUCUAACAACGGUUCACCGAAGGGCCUCCCGCUGGUCGACUAUGAAGAGUCCGUGGAGACACUUAAGCGAAUGGCAAAGACACUCGUCCUUGAUGCUACUGUAUUGCAGAAGUUCAUGGUUCAGGCUGAGCCGACGCCGCUGUGGUGCGGUGAGGUUCUUGUGACGCGCCGACAGGCGAAGCAGCAGGAUGGCAGGGUCGCCUUCUGCGGGGCAGCUGGGAGCGGGAAGUCUACGCUUAUGGGCGUGCUGCUCACAGAACUCUUAGAUGACGGGGCUGGCAGUGUGCGCCAACUGUUAUUCAAUCACAAGCACGAGAUCGAUACGGGAAAGACCACCUCCAUAGUGACACGUGCCUAUUCCAUAGAUAACACAGAGGUGGAAAAGGGAUCCUCUAAGUGUCCGUUGGGUGCUCCUGAACGUCCAUCGCGUUUCCUCACGAUGAUGGACCUUGGAGGCGACGUGACAAAGCGGAUGCUCUUUGGCUUAAUGAGCCGUCGCCCCAACUUCACCGGUAUAUGCGUUUCUGUUGAGCAACCGGCAGAAGAGGUGACGCGAUACGCACAAGUUUGCCGUGCUAUGCGGUUCCCAUUCUUUGUCGUUGUAACAAAAAUAGAUACUGUUCUCGAUUUUGAACUAGACAUAUUUCUACUAGAAUUGGUGGCGCAGCUUUCGACUAUCGGUUGCAGUUCGGUCAUUUUGGGUGAUGUUGACGAUGUUGAUAGAUUCCAGGAGUCGUGGAGGAAGUCGAAGCAAGUUCCUGUAUUGCGUGUUUCUUCCUCGAAGGGCUCUGGUGUGGAAAUAUUUAGGAAAUUCCUCUCGUCUCUCCCAUUAGGUGAGAUGCCAGCGACACCAGACCAUAAGUUUGAGGUUCUCCUUGACGGAUGUUUCUUCGUCCGCGGUGUGGGACCUGUUGUUCGUGGACAUGUCGCAAAGGGUUGCGUCGAAUUGGGGUGCCACUGUAACAUUGGGCCUGAUGCUGUAGGGAAAUUCUAUCCUGUUACGAUUCAAGGCAUACACGUGGAAGGGUCACAUGUCACUCGUGUUCAGCAGUCUGACGACGCCACGUUUGCUCUCUCUGAGCUCCCUAGCAGUGUGGACAUGACACAAAAAGGCAAACUGUUAAUUCCUAGCUCAGUACAGGUGUCAUGGGGGUUCAAAGCGCAUAUCAAGGUGCUUUCACAGGGUAUGACACGUCAACUACAGCCUAUACUCUAUACGGGCAAUCUCCGACAGGCUGUGAAAAUUAUUCCUUCUCUCUCCACAGAGCUGGAAACACUGGACAAAGGGGGUAUAGCAAGCUUUAGGUUUCUCUACCACCCAGAGGUGCUCCGGGAAGGCGCCAGCUUUAUUCUGCAGUGGAAUCCAGGGGGUAUGGCCGUCGGAGAAGUGAUCAGUGUGUUUUUUCAGUUUCAGGAUUCUGAAGCGGAUUAA